AUGGCCGACUCGCUUCUGGAAUUGCUGGCUCCGCACCUGGAGACGCCACAGGUCCAGGAUGCCACGACUUCUCAGUAUCUCAAUCGCCUGUCCACACUCUCUCUCGAGGCCCUCCAGACCACCGAACCGCAAUCUCUCGCACAGUCCUCCCAUUCGUCUCUCCUCUCCCUCCAGGCCUUGUCCAACCGCUCCCAUAAAGCGUUCAUAACUUCCGCCGAUAAUCUCUCCAACCUCAGCUCCUCUAUCCCGAAAUUGACCCAUGAGGCGCAGCAACUCCGCGAUGCCAUCCCAAAGCUCGAUGAGGAGGCUGUAAGCUUCUCCACCAAAUACAGCAAGAUCACCGACAAUGUCGCUCUAGAACGGCGGAAGAAGGCUAUGCAAUUAACGCGCAAUGUCGACCGACUCUCCGAUAUCUUGGAAUUGCCGUCUCUAUUAUCAGCCGCGGUGUCUGCUGCGUCUGCCAACUCAGCAGGUGCGGCCUCCUCCACCUACUCCUCCGCACUCGAUCUACACGCCCAUAUCAAACGACUCCAGACACUUUACCCCGAUUCUCCCUUGAUCCAAGAUGUGGCAUCUCAAGCGGAAGAUGCAAUGAAAGACAUGACGUCCAACCUCAUCGCGGGACUUCGCUCGCAAAACCUACGGUUAGCAGCUGGCAUGCGGACCGUGGGCUGGCUGCGACGAGUCGCCCCAGACCUAGAGGGUCUGCAGAAUGACGGGGGAGCCGGAACGGGAGAAGGAGCGCUGGGCGCAAUCUUCCUGAUCUGUCGACUGGCGCACCUGGUUUCGACCCUGGAGGCCUUGGACCCUUUGCGAGAGCUUGCAGAUCAAGAAACCCAACGGAGAGUUCAGGGCAAGGAAAAAGGCGAAACCUGGUCUGACGGCCAGCAGACCGAUCGAUAUUUGAAACGAUACAUUGAAAUUUUCCGCGAGCAGAGUUUCGCCAUCGUCUCACUAUAUAAGAGUAUUUUCAGCUCUGAGCAGUCGGAAUCCGAUCCGGCUGUCUCGAGUGUACGGGCUCUUGAAGGCCACCAAAGCAAAUUACCAUCGGCGCGGUCGGACGACCCGUUUCAACGAUUACCGUCCGCCCUAGCGACAUUCCCAAUGCACCUGGUGCAAUUACUCACAGAUACGAUGCGGGCAUACCUCCCCAAUGUUCGGGAUCGCAGCUCCAGAGAAAGUCUUCUCACUCAGCUAUUGUAUUGCGCGGCAAGUUUAGGCCGACUUGGGGGCGAUUUCGGCAUGAUUCUGACGGAGCUGAGCGGAGAGGAAGACAUCAGCUACGAGUGGGAGGAUGUGAUGCGCAAGCAUCGAGCAUUGGCUGGGCGCCUGGAGCAGCUGACUAGUCGAGUUCCGGUGCAUUGA
Molecule: messenger RNA, 1365 nt
Organism: Penicillium macrosclerotiorum
Lineage: Eukaryota; Fungi; Ascomycota; Eurotiomycetes; Eurotiales; Aspergillaceae
Product: Dor1-like family protein
Exons: 1
Coding region: 1-1365 (454 amino acids)
Biological process (GO): intra-Golgi vesicle-mediated transport; cytoplasm to vacuole targeting by the Cvt pathway
Cellular component (GO): COG complex
Source: RefSeq, a predicted model, not a curated record